Sphaerodactylus townsendi is the source of this 1218-nucleotide messenger RNA. RefSeq names its product mitochondrial calcium uniporter regulator 1 (gene MCUR1). Gene Ontology annotation, biological process: calcium import into the mitochondrion; positive regulation of mitochondrial calcium ion concentration. Gene Ontology annotation, cellular component: mitochondrion; mitochondrial inner membrane. The record is from RefSeq and is a predicted model, not a curated record. The transcript has 9 exons. Lineage: Eukaryota; Metazoa; Chordata; Lepidosauria; Squamata; Sphaerodactylidae. The coding region runs from base 9 to 980 and encodes 323 amino acids.
CAGCCGGGAUGGUCCGAGGUCCGGCUGCAGCCGUCGUGCUAAUUGUAGGCGGAAAGGAAAGGGUGUUCCUCAUACAGCGCGGGCGACGAGGCUUCCUUUCCGGUGCCACACGUAAUGUCGUCGCACGCUCCCCGCUCUCGCGCCGUUGCCUAGGAGACUGGAAGCGGGCGGGUAACGGUGCGCCGGGAGUCGGCGGCGCGUACCUGGCCCCUGCCGGCCUCGAGAGAAGCGGCCCCACAGCGCGCGGGUCAUUCGGGGCGAGGAGCCGUUUCCUCAGCCUCCAUGUGGCUCGUUGCCUCGCAGCCGGACAGCGAGAUGCCAAUAUUAGGGCAGCACCCCUUCAGCUAGAAAACAGGAAGGCUGGUUUUCUCCCAUCAGGAAGCAAGAAGUUUUAUUUUGACACCCAUGCCCUAGUGAGCCUUAUGGAGGAAAAUGGUUUCACCACUCAGCAAUCUGAGAUUAUUGUGUCUGCUUUAAUAAACACCAUUAACAGCAACGUGGCUGUGAUGUACAAGGACAUAGUCACCAAAGUACAACAGGAAAUAGCUCUUCAGCAGAUAAUGUCCCACAUAGAUGUGUUGAAAAAAGAUAUGAUCAUUUUGGAGAAGAGUGAAUUUUCCACACUUCGGUCAGAAAAUGAGAAAAUACAACUUGAACUUCAGCAGCUAAAAAAGCAAGUAAUGGAUGAAACUUCCAAAGUUCGGACAGACAGCAAAUUAGAUUUUAACCUAGAAAAGAGCAGAGUAAAAGAAUUGUAUUCACUUAAUGAUAGAAGACUGUUGAAAAUGAGAACAGAAAUUGUGGAACUGCAUUCACAGCAAGAUCGAGCAUUAACAAAGACAAACAGGAAAAUAGAUACAGAAGUUGCAGGACUGAAAACAAUGCUUGAAUCUCACAAACUUGACAACAUCAAAUAUUUAGCAGGUUCUGUAUUUACAUGUCUUACAGUAGUACUGGGAUUUUACCGUUUAUGGAUAUAACAAACUAUUUUUGAAAGGACUCAUAUUACCUUGCCUUAAAAGAAACAAAGACACAUUGUUGCCUAGCUGAAAUGUAGAUCCAACUUUGAAUGGAGCUGCCACGAUUUUAUUUUGUUAAACUGUGGAAUGUAACCAAAGAAUGUGCCUGAACACUGAUACAUAUGUCAGAAUAUUUACAGCAACUCUACUUUAAUUAGUCAGUCAUAUUUUGCACCCCUUAAUCUUUGGGUCUCUCUAG